Rubroshorea leprosula is the source of this 1015-nucleotide messenger RNA. The record is from the annotation of a GenBank genome assembly. Lineage: Eukaryota; Viridiplantae; Streptophyta; Magnoliopsida; Malvales; Dipterocarpaceae.
CUUUGUGCCUUAUCCUCAAAAUUUGCCACAAAUUUUUUAACUGAGCUUUCGUUUUCAACAUUCACUGCCUCUAAAACUCUCACUGUCCAAAUCAGAUAUUUGAAAGAAUCCAUUCGUCGGACAAAAUUACUACAUGAAAGUUUAAAUUUCUCUUAAAUGUCCUCUCAGAAGUCUCCACCAUGACCACAAUCACUCCUACAGAGGUAAUCCCAAAACAAAGCCUAAUAGAAAACAAACCCACGUCCAAUGCCAACGGAAUUUUGACAAAACACAAACGUAUGCCACAAUUCACAAGACCUUGUGGCAAACAAGCAAUUGGCAAAUCUAAAGAUUUCCCAUGUUUGGCGGCCUAAAAGGAGAAUUCUAUGUUUUGGUUGUCCUUUUCAAUUUUCCCCACCAAAUUUAUCCUCUUGCUCGGUACGCUACGUUGCAGAUUCUGUAUUUCUCUAAUUUCCAAGUACUGAACUGUCAGAUAUGAAUUUUUGUUUUGAUAUAUAUAUAUAUAUAUAUAUUUUUUUUUUCUUUUUGGCUACCUCUGUUUCCCUUUCUAGUUUCUUCGUUGUUUUUGUUUAAGGACAUAAUGCUGUUUUCGCCUUCAAUUCCCAGUUUCCUUUAACCAGUUAGGGAUUUUUCCAACGCAGCAGAGAGAAAAACAGGAUAAUAGCGAAAUAGCAGAAUGGUGGGGUUGGUGUAGGACCAAGCGAAACCGAAUCCUUUGACACAAUUCACUCCAGGGUGUAACGGUGCACGGUGAGGGCAUUUUGUUGAUCAGAGUAGCAGCAGUAAAGGCACCUCUGCCUUUCAUGUCUCGUUCAAAAUUUCACCGCUGCCAUUACCGGUGAACUCAAUGAACUUAACAUUGGAUCAUUCCUUCACUAUCCUUCAACCUUUUGAUUCUUUUUCUUUUAGUACUUUCAUUGGACACAAUUGGCAUUUUGGCAAUUUUAUAUUUGUUGCCGGUAUUUGCCUUAGUCAGCUCAACUACCUGUCAGACCAAGAAAGGAAAAUUCUGUGG